AUGUCCAGCAUUCAUAGCCAACCCAGUGAUGACUCGCUGAGCUUGCAUGCACAAUUAGAAAACACACAGAAAACAGUUUCUAAUCAGUCGAAGGAUCCUAUGCUUUCUAAUAUGACUACCCCAAAAAAGUUAUGUGAUGCUCCACCAACUAUCAAGGAAGAAAAUGAGGAGGAUGAACCCGAAUACGGUGAGAACCGUGAUAAUCUCAUCCAACCCCACAGGCAACAAUUUAGAACAAAUACUAUGCUAAAGAAAAGGUCGUCGCUAUCUUUGAACAACAAGAGACGAAUUAACGGUAAUGAUGUUGAGAAAGCUCGCACAUCAGAGAAUUCACCCAUAUCAGUAGCAUCAUACAAGGCUGGAAGCUCAUUGAAUAGAUCGAGCUCAUCAAUUACGUUCGAAAAGCAAAAGAUUAUUCCAAGGUCAAGAACACACUCAGAACAUAGUAUGCUUAGCAGUUUAUCUUUGAAAUCCCUUGUCCAUCAGAAUUCAUUGUCAGCUGCCAAGAAUAAUAAUAAUACUCCCGUUUUAACAAGUAGAAGUAUGGUUAAUAUCAACCAACAAAUUCAAUCUCCGGCGAUGACAUCAUAUUGGAAAAAUACUAUUAACGUAAAUAAAGAGACUAAUGAUACCUCAUCCGUUGCUACUUCAGUAAUUAACCAAGGAAGCAUUUACUCGGACUCCACAGAUACACGAGAGAAAAUGGAGCAAAAGCAAGAAACGCCCUCGUUAAAAAGGAAUGAAUCUAACGGCAUUAGACGCUCAGAAUCGACAAUCCUUCCUAACACUAAACUCAAUGUAACUGAUGAUGACAGUAGGAAUACUAGUAAUAAUAAUGAUACUGAUGAGGCAAUAGCCCAAAAAAACCUAACUACUCAGGCAUUAAGAAAACUAUCCUUUCUUAAGACUUCCAACCUAUCGGAUACAAAUGAUAAGACUAGUGAGACUAGUAGUAAUAAUAUUAGGGAAAGUUUUGUCAGUAUGACCAAAUCGAACUCCACAGUGGCAGCAAAAACUGAUAGUGGCAAUGUUACCAGCGAGGACUCAAGAAUGAGACAUGGUGGUAAAUCACAGCUCUCUGUGUCCUCGUCAUCGUCAUCGUCUUCUGAAACUCCUUUGACAUUUUCGAGAGAUAUCUCUCAAAAUAAUAAGAAUAAUGGUAAUAGCAAUAAUAAGAAUAUUGACAAACUUAAAGGGAUACAGAAUAAUGUUGAAAUUGAAAGACAAAAUAAAAAUGAGAAUAUAUACCAAAAUACCGCCCUUGUGGAAAAUAGAGGUCAAUCAUCAUCAAAUAAUAGUGCCACAAGUUUAAAGAAGAGUCCAUCGAGACUUAAAAACGUGAGCUCAAAUGAAUUCUUAGCGCGUGGGAAUUCAUCGUCAUCGACAAAUAGUAUAUCACAUGUUCCUACACCAUCACAACAAAGCAGAAUACCCAAUGGUUUGUAUACUAACCAACGGCAGUUAAAUAACCGCUCUUCUCAACCAAAUAUAAGGAUGGGGAUAGAAAAUAAUAGAACAACAGACCAAGCAGUUAAAAUGGCAACACAACAGCAAAGGAGAUUAUCUUCUACAUUGAACUCAAUGAAACAGAAACGUUACGUGAAACAAAUUAAUAAUCCCAAGAAACCACUUUAUAUUCCUGCAGUACUCCGUAACGUUUCAGAAACUAAUAUAACCAAUGAAGAUAUUCAAGUUGUGAUGCGUAAUAUAAAUGAAUCGCAUGGCAGCAUACCACAUCAGGGAGUUCUUUCUAAUGCUAUGGACAACUUACUCCUUUCCUCACAAUCUAGUGUUAGAUCAACUACAUCAUCUCUGGUUGAGUCAUAUAAGUCUAAAAUAGUAUCACUCUUCUCUCAUUCGAACGACAGCUCUAAAACCGAACCUACACAUGAACAUUGGGUUCCAGAUUCAGAAAGAACAUCAUGUCGUAAAUGCCAGAAGCAAUUUACUUUUAUUGAGAGGAAACACCAUUGUCGUCAUUGUGGUGAAAUAUACUGUGCUUUGCACCUAAGACAUUGGCUAUAUCUGGACAAAGAUGCUAAUUUUAUUAUAAAUAAGAAUGUAAUGACAGAUCCAAUGGAGGACGAUGGCAUUCUUUGUAAAGUUUGUGACUUUUGUUUAGAGAAAUACGAGACAUUAUCCAACCCUAAUGGCGGCUCCAAAUCUAACGCAGAUACAGAGGCAAGAAUGGAAACUGCGAAGACUACUGAAAGGAGUUCAACCCCCAUUCCACAGAAAAAAGGUGGUGAAGGAGACAAUUCAGAAAACGGUGACACAGAAAACGGCAAGAAAAGACUAAGGGGUAGCAGUAUUGUGGGGUCUGUUCCAGCUGAUUGGAACUGGAGCAGUUUUUAA
Messenger RNA from Naumovozyma castellii, 2355 nucleotides. It is a transcript of the gene PIB2, whose product is annotated as Pib2p. The transcript has a single exon. NCBI's taxonomy places the organism in Eukaryota, Fungi, Ascomycota, Saccharomycetes, Saccharomycetales, Saccharomycetaceae. The coding region runs from base 1 to 2355 and encodes 784 amino acids. The record is from RefSeq and is a predicted model, not a curated record.